CUAAUUUCACACCAACCCUUGAACGUCCUAGCUUGUAGGUUGAUUUGGCUGGCUCUGAUAUCAAAUUAAUCCAAAGCCUCAAACAAGAGAGCAAUCGCUCACCAAAAAUAAGGAAACUUCGCUUCGCGUCCAUUUUGUUGGUGUCAGUUUCUGCUUUUGUCCUCCUCUGUCUUCCUCCUCAUUGAUGCAGAGCAGCAGCGGAGGAGGAAUAAUAUGCAGAAAUCCCAAUCCCAUUUCAUCAGCUUCAUCACUACCACAACGUAAAUACAUUUCGUAUUUGAUUGCCUUGUGCUUUACGUAAUCUCAAUCUACCUGUUGUUCUUUUGUGCACUGGAGUGAUCGAUCAUACAUAAAAACCAGUCAAGAUGAACGACUUGUUUUCGAGCUCGUUCAAGAAAUACACCGACCUGAAGCAGCAGGCCUACCUGGACGACAUGGAGGCCGGGAAGGAGAAUAUUAACCUUGACAAGUUUUUCGAAGAUGUAGAGAAUGUGAAGGAUGAUAUGAGAGAGGUGGAGAAGCUCUACAAGCAGCUACAGGAGGCAAAUGAAGAGAGCAAGAUUGUCCACAAUGCCAAAACCAUGAAGGAGCUCCGGACCCGAAUGGACUUGGAUGUUGAGCAAGUCCUCAAGAAGGUGAAGAUCAUUAAGAAAAAGCUGGAAGGCCUAGAGCGUUCGAAUGCAGCUCAUCGAAACAACCCUGGUUGUGGACCUGGUUCUUCAGCUGAUCGCACGAGGACCUCAGUGGUUAGUGGCUUGGGGAAGAAACUCAAGGACAUGAUGGAUGACUUUUCGGGAUUGAGAGGAAGAAUGACAGCCGAGUAUAAGGAGACAGUGGAGCGUAGGUACUUCACUAUAACUGGAGAGAAAGCAAGCGAAGAGACUAUUGAGAAUUUGAUAUCAAGUGGAGAAAGUGAGAAUUUCAUGCAGAAGGCUAUCCAGGAACAGGGGAGAGGUCAGAUCAUGGAUACCAUUUCCGAAAUUCAAGAGAGACAUGACGCUGUGAAGGAGAUUGAGAAGAACUUGAUCGAGCUGCAUCAGAUAUUCUUGGACAUGGCUGCCCUAGUGGAAGCACAAGGGCACCAGUUGAAUGACAUUGAGAGCCAUGUUAUGCAUGCUAGUUCCUUUGUCAGACGCGGCACGGAUCAGCUUCAAGAGGCCAAGGAGCAGCAGAAGAAAUCGAGGAAGUGGGCGUGCAUCGCUGUACUUCUUGGAAUAGUUCUUCUUAUUGUCAUCCUAAUUCCAGUCCUGAUCCAAGUUCUGCCACAUAUAAUGAAAUCUAAGUGAGAGCUGGUCCUGAACUUUCUUUGUUCUUGGAGCUGUGAAUCCCUGUCUGUGAAAGCAUCUGUGCUCCGAUUUCGCCUUAGGAAGAAACAUAGUUAGAUCUUCAGAAAAGUUUUGUUUGUGCUGUUUCAAUGUCUCACCUCAUCCAACUUGUGACCCAAAGCAAAGUAGCAAAAUUUAGACAGUCACAGAAGUUCGACGCUUUCAUUUCAAAUUGGGGCAUUCUACAAGGUUUUGAAACUCAGUUCCGUGCACAUUUUGGGAAUCCUAUAACCUUUUGGAUCUCUGCAGAGGACCUAACUGGCAGAAGCUUACAAUGACACUCUUAUGAAAGAGAUACCAGGAAAUGGAGAUCAUUUGUACU
This is a messenger RNA of Argentina anserina (silverweed cinquefoil), 1647 nucleotides long. RefSeq names its product syntaxin-124-like. The record is from RefSeq and is a predicted model, not a curated record. Gene Ontology annotation, cellular component: SNARE complex; plasma membrane; endomembrane system. NCBI's taxonomy places the organism in Eukaryota, Viridiplantae, Streptophyta, Magnoliopsida, Rosales, Rosaceae. Gene Ontology annotation, biological process: intracellular protein transport; vesicle fusion; exocytosis. Bases 366 to 1286 code for a protein of 306 amino acids. Gene Ontology annotation, molecular function: SNAP receptor activity; SNARE binding. The transcript has 2 exons.